Acanthochromis polyacanthus (spiny chromis) is the source of this 8565-nucleotide messenger RNA. Its product is annotated as potassium voltage-gated channel subfamily A member 7-like. NCBI's taxonomy places the organism in Eukaryota, Metazoa, Chordata, Actinopteri, Pomacentridae. The record is from RefSeq and is a predicted model, not a curated record. The transcript has 2 exons. Gene Ontology annotation, cellular component: membrane; voltage-gated potassium channel complex. Bases 6234 to 7793 code for a protein of 519 amino acids. Gene Ontology annotation, molecular function: protein binding; delayed rectifier potassium channel activity. Gene Ontology annotation, biological process: protein homooligomerization; potassium ion transmembrane transport.
AUCCCACAGUGCACUGAUUGAUAUAAUCUGACUUGAAGCGAGGACACAAUGAAAAUCCAAGAAACUGAAGGAUGACUGAAAAGGACUGGAGUGUAUUUGGAUGCCAGCAUCACACAAUGACUUUCUUUUUUAGCCAGUAACUGCUGCAACAACACACAAUUUCUAAAAUAACUUGUCACAUGGUGCUAAUCUAUAAGUCUGAGGUCAACUGCAACUGUGUCUUGAUAUUUGAGACUGAUAAGUGCCGUUUUCCCUCCUCGGUAUCGAAUAACUGCAACUGUAACUUUGAAUAUCCAACACUGGACACCAACAUGUCACUAGGAUCUGUAAUGUUUUGCAAGUGACACAGGACAAUGAUGUUCUUGGACUCAAUAGAAGACGAUUUUUGGGGUGCAUAGGGGGGUUUGUUUUUCUACAUUGGGAAAUUCUCGUGUAAGUGAGCAGUGUUAGCUUAAAAAGUAUUUUUUUUAAAAAACAGUUUUUUCUUGUUUGUUUUACACUUUCUCCAACCUUAUUUUUGAAAUACACAAAACAUAUGAAUAAAUUCACAAAAAAGACUGAAUUUACAUACUUAAUGUAAAAUAACCUUUGACACAAUGGCACAAACUCACAUUAUUUAUUGACUGUAUCUAAAGAUAUCAAAGAUAUUUUAAACUUAAAUUCAGAUAUUAAAUUCUACAAUAUAAAAUAGAAUAACUUAAAUUGUAUUGUUGUAUAUACUAGCUCAUUAAAUCAAUAUGUACCACCUGGAGCUCAACGCUCAGAAGACAGUGGAGAUGAGGAUCAACUUCAGGAAAGCCCCAGCCCGAUACAAAGUUCUACACCGCCAUCAUGAAGUCCAUCCUCAUCUCGUCCAUCACCAUGUGGUCGCUGGGGCCACUGCCAGGGACAGACAGACUUAAGAGCAUUGCGCGCUCUGCUGAGGAGGUGAUCAGCUGCUGCCUCUUAUUUCUCCAGGACCUAUACAUCUCCAAGACUCAGGGGCGUGCAGCAAGGCCAGAGUGGGACUCAUUUUCAGCCCUGGACUUUCAUGCCUAAGACUGGCCAAUUUUAGAUCACGACCUAUUACUAUUAAAAUCAUGGAAUUUGAGCCUUGUUUUGUAAUUCAGUGUGUUUUUCUAAAAUAUUUCCAAUUCAGUGCAAGUAAGGGCUGCUUCACAAUGAGGAUUUAUUCCAACAUGAGUGUACAUCUCCAACAUUAUUCUUUACAACAAUAUCAGAAUCUAUAUUCUGUUCAAAUAAGUGUUCAAGGCUAUCCAAACCUUAAAAAUGAAAUAAAAGAAGAAAUAAAAAUAUUAAAUUUAAAAAAUAAAAUAAAAAGGUGUUCCACUUUCUAAUAACACUAUCAUCUCUUUUUCCUGUGCAAGGAAGCAGUUCCAUCACAACUUAGAUUUCACAAAUAUGAGAACAUCGGUUAAAGGGCUAAUCUCCAACACUAUUCUUUACAACAUCACAAUGUCCUUUUUUGCAAUAUCAAACAUCAAGCAAAUUAGUGUUCACAGAUAUCUAAUCCUCAUGAAUAAAGAAUAAUUAUUGCACUGUUGUCUGCAAGUUUGUUAUUCACAGUAUAACAUAACUUGCCAGGACUUGAUUAGCUGGCCUCCACCAGCACAUGAUCUGCUGAUGACAGAUGACACACACCUGGACUCCUCAUCAGCACAGCACACACAUGCAAAGACAGAGAGAGCAAGGCUGAGGGAGGAGAGAGCCCUGCCACAGCUCACAGCCUAAGCUGUGGCUGUAACAAAAUGUGACUUUGCAUGUCACAUGUCACACCUUAUUUUGCAAAGAAAUUAACACAUGCUUGCCAUCUGCAGAUUGCACUUUAAAGAAAAGAGCCUUUAUUUGUCACUUUGAGAUAAAACGGAAUAAAAUGUUCCCUCUCCAGACUUUACAGUGGAGCCUGGAAGUUGCCUGAUCUCAGACCAGCUCUGUGUCCCAGCAGGGCCAUACAUUCAUCAUGACUAUUUGCCUGUAGUGGGAAAACAAAAUAUAUGUAAAUAUAAGUAAACGGAGUGCGAGAUCUGCCUGGUCGAUAGAGUGCUUUGAACUUCAUUAUGCAACAAGCUGUCCGGCUGUUAUAAACGACGCCCGUGAAAAAGAAGUGAUUGCUGGAUGUGAUAAAGAUGAAAUGUAAUAGUUUACGCCACCAUGAAUCUGACUGUACCAUCCACACUAUUAGAAAUGCCGAUAAGAGCAUUUCUGACUAUUUGCUUGGUGUCAUAAAGGGAAGUGGGCUGUUUGAUUAAUGCAAGCAGCUGGCCAGGUCCAGGUUCAGCACAUUCUGAUGUUGCAUAUAACUUACAGAGGUACUAAUGGGCCGGUUUAUAUACUAAAAUGUGAUCUGUCACACAUGUGAGAUAAGCAGAAUUAUGACUAACACAUUCUGCAUUUCCCCCAAGUGCUGCGUUUGAUAUGCACGCUGUGUAAAUGUGGGUGAGUAAUGCUUCUGUUUUCACCAAAGAAAUAUUCACUCAGGUGACAAGAUGCUAUCUGCUAAUGUGAGUAUUUCUAAAUUCCUGAGUGUGGAUGUGUUCAGACCCGGACUGGUGUCCAUCAUAUGAAGUUUGGUCCAGAUUGGACCACGUGCAGCUGAGAUAUUAAUAAUUCAAUUUUCAUGGCGAAACAUUGAAAUUUGCUGUGCCACCACAGACACGGCCUUUGAUGACGAGUCACCAUUUUCUCUAGGAAUCAUCAUCAAUGUAUUUAGGCUUAUGUCACCAAAUUAUGAAUCUGAUCAAUCUGCUGACAAUAGUACAUCAAAGUGUAAAAAAAAUGUAUAUUUCCUGAUACCACAAGGUGGCACUCUAAAUGUGAAUAUAUAUAUAAUUACAUGGAUAUUGUCAUCGCAGGACUCUGAUCAUACAUGUAAAAUUUCAGGCAGAUUGGAGCAUGUUCAGGCGAGUUAGACAAACACUUCCUGUUUCCUGGCUAAGGAUCAAUAUUUUGCGGAGUUGCCAUGGCCACGCCCUUUGACUUUUGUGGAGCAUUUUGGUAACUUUUCAUCAGGAAGGACUGUUGCAUGUUCUGGCCAAAUUUGAGGUCUCUCGGACUUAACCUGAUGAGUUAUUAAUCAGAAAAAAUUUACAGCUAAUUCAAGAUGGCUGACUUCCUGUUGGGUUUAGGGUGUGGCUGUGAUUGUCUUUUUGUGUGUCCUGAUGUGCUGCAUAUGCCCCCCCAAAUAUUGUGGCUGUAGAUGAAAUGUCAUGGCAGUUGGGCUAAUGACCACUUUUUAAAUUUUACAGGGGGCGCUAUGGAGCCAUUUUGCCACACAUGUGCGCAACUCCCAUGAAAUAUCAAAUUUUUUACCAGUCCUGAUGUGCAUGCAAAGUUUGACGUGUUUUGGGGUAUGUUUAGGUCACCAGAGUGAAGUCUGAAAAGACGGGAAAAGAGUGAAGAACAAGAAAAACAGUCCUUAUUAGGGUCGAAGGACCCGUCGGUGCUCGGACCCUAAUAACCAUUAUUUUGAGUGAGCCAGUCUAAGUUCCUAACAGUAAAAGUGUAACAAAAUUCCCAUAUAAUCUUAGCAUUGCUGCUAGGAGGAUGUUUAUAUCCAUAAUGAAGGCGCAUGAGCCUGUGUUGGGACCUCAUGCUAAGAAACAGCAAUGUGGUCUGACAAGUCAUUUAUUUCCUACUUACGGUUACCUGCUGUCUGUUUCAAACUGUGUUGGAGAAAUUGCGGUGGUGUCGGAAUGGUGCAGAAAUUGCAGUGGUGUGUGCAGCCAUCUCAUGGGAGUCACAAGAUGUAAUGAUUGCUCUGCAUAGCUGCAUGAAAGCUGAAGAGUUUAAAGCUGCUUCACAGAGCCAGAAGCUUCUCUCACGUUAUUCCUUCAUCCAAAAUCAUGAUGCACAAAGCUCAGACUAUCACUAAACUUCAAUCAAACAUCAUUUGAUGGCUGAUUUGUAUUUUUUUUUUCAACCAGAACAAACAAAAAAUAGUACAAUUCCUUAAUCUAUUCAUUUAAUGAUUUUAUAUUUAUAUAUUGUUGAAUUAUUUUGUUUAACAUGAUAUUAUUGUUGCUUUAUAUGUGCAAAAGCUCAUCAGAGUCUUAGUAAACAGACUGGUGGGAUCAAAUGGGAGUGUAAUAUAUCAGCCCAGAGAGCUAUGUGUUUUUUCUGUGACUGAAGGCAGCAUUGAGGAAAUGUCGGCAGAGGCCUCUUUCAAUUUUUUCCUCCUUUGCACCAAAACAUCACCUCCCUCUGCUGGUAACACACAGUAACAUCUGCUUUGCAGGAUUUAUUAUUAUUACAACAGAGUGCUAUGCAGUAUGAUACAAUCAACUACUGUUCCUUUUCCCCCUUUUUAUAUCACAGCAUCCAUUGCAGAACAUAGUAGUAUUAUUAAAUGUGAGAGCUUACGCCUUGACAAAAUGAGGGAUAUUCUUUUAAUAUUGUCCAUUUUAAGUGUAUAUCUUCUUCCUAUACAAAUCAACACCCUCUUGGCCUGCAGGAUUUUUCAAUGGCCUUCUGUAUCAGGACUUUAGGUCACUUAGGUGGUGGCUCUUUAUCCUGAAUAAGUCUGUAGUCAGUGUGCGAAAACCCAAUAAAAUUCACAAAAAAUACCUAAAUCUGCAGCUCUAUAACUAGUAAAAGUGAGCAAGUUCACCCGAAACACCUUUGUCAUUGUAGAAAUUUUGACGCAUAAUAUCAGGAAAAGCACAUGAGAAUUUAAUAUAAAUAUUGUCUGCACUUUAUGUUAGGAUUAGUGUUGUGUAUUGGUUUACUGAAUAUGCUACUGGUAUAUUUAAUGACAUCUUUGCAAAUAACAAGAUCGAAUAAACUGACAUAAUUUGUGAAAGUGCAUUUUCAGGGUUAGUUUUUCAAAAAAUUUGUGCUGGUGAAAGAAAACUUUAAAACACUCAGGCCUUAAAUCUCUUUAAAUUAGUUCAAUACAUGUAUGUGGGAUCAAUGGAAGAGUAAAUUGCAAAACAACAUUAUUCAAAUACCCAUUUUGCAUACUUUCUGUUUAUGAGGUUUAAAGUUUGGAAUUUGGAUGAUCCAAAAAAAAUCUAAUUUUAUACGUAAACACACUGCAGAUAAGCAAUCUUGAAUGUUACUAUAUUUUUCGUGUGUACAAUCACUCUCAAAGUCAUGCCAUCAUGGACUUGUAAUCAUUUAGAAAAUCAAAUUUGGGAAAUCUAAAAAUUUAACAAAAUGAGCUUUUAUGGAAUAUUAUUAAUUGAUAUACCUAAUUCAUACCAGUUUGAACCCUCUUUAACAGUGUUAGUCAGUUUUAAUUGAUUAUAAUACUUAAUAUUUAGAAAAUUUAAACAUUGUAUGCUGUAAUCAAACAUUAAGUAUUUCCUGCUUGUGAAGGGAAGAAAUGGUAAUCUGUCAGACAUGUAUUACCUCUGAGUUUUGCUUUUAAAUGAAUGAUGACACAUUCAAAUUCAGUAAUUCUGAGCUAAUAAACCACAGUGCCAGUCACAGCGCCAUGCUUGUUAGAAGGUCGCACCCACUGCACCAUUCAGAGGUGACAUUUGAUAGUGAGGUUGAAGGUUGUCUUGCCCCAUAGCUAAAAUGGAGGGAAAGGACAGGGAGGGGUUGGAGGGGUCUACCAGAGAUCAAAUUUCAACAGGACAGCAUUCCCAAAAAAAUUUCAAGACAGUCAACGUGAGGCAGCCAGGGACAGGGCAGGACCGUGGAUGUUCCCCGAGCAAACAACUGGAAACCGAGUUUGUGUACAACCUGGUCAGAGAGUUAAGCUGGACGUGGUGGACAUCUGUGACUGAAGGUAGACAGACCAAACAGGGGCUUUGUGUACAUGACAGACAGACAUGAUGACAGAGGGAAAGACAGACAACCCGAUGAGCCACAGGAGACGAGCAAUGUGAUUUUUUCAUCCUGCCGUUAGUCUCUGUCAGCAGCUGUUUUACACUUAGUGAGUAAAUUCUUUCACCUCACUAACUGGGUACUAACAUUGCUUGUUGUUUUUACCCUCAGGUCACCUUUUAGACUUAAUUAAAACAUUAAGCUAAAGGAAUUUUAUCAGCUUUGUGGGUGAAUGUGUGCAUUUGAAUGCAGCAAAAUCUGCCAGGGAAAAUACUUGCUAACCAGAAUUCUCUUCGACUUUUUACCUCUAACACCAUCUGUAAUGCUUAUCAGCUGAAAACCAAAUCCACUGAUGGAACUAUCACUCUGGUUUCAAACAGAGUUUGCUUUUAAGUCCAGGUGCUCCACAAAUUCUCAGAAGAGCGGUUUGCAGUGUUCCCUGGCUGGGGAUACAAGCAGGGAUGGAAAGCAGGGAGGAAAACGAAGGCAGAGGGAAAGAGAGCGACGGAGAGAACGGUAAACAUCUGAAGAACCAGCUCAACAGCGAGGAGAAAGGAGAGAAGGAGAUCAAAGGGAAUGAAAAGGAAAAGAGGAAAGACAGACGGCGUUCGGGGUCUCUGUGGAGGAGUGGAUGGGCUCUGAGUGAAAGACUGGCCAUUAAUGUUUCAGGGAUGCGAUAUGAAACUCAGCUUCGCACUUUAGCCCAAUUCCCCAACUCCAUGCUGGGUGACCCCAGGCGGAGGUCACGAUACUUCGACCCGCUUCGAAACGAGCUCUUCCUGGACCGCAAUCGGGCCUGCUUCGAUGCCAUUCUGUACUUUUACCAGUCAGGCGGGAGGCUUCGAAGGCCUGCAAACAUACCCCUGGACAUCUUCAUGGACGAGCUGAUGUUCUACGAGCUCGGAGAGGACAUCAUAAACCGCUUCAAGGAGGACGAAGGCUUUCCAAAGGAGGAGGAGAGGCCUUUGCCGUCCAACGAAAUCCAGAAGAAACUGUGGAUGCUGUUCGAGCACCCUGAGUCCUCAUCGGGGGCUCGUAUCAUUGCCAUCAUCAGCGUGAUGGUAAUCGUCGUGUCCAUCCUCAUCUUCUGUCUGGAAACGCUGCCGGACCUCAGGCAUGACAAAGAGGGAGUCAACUCACAGUCAAAGAAUGGAACUGAGAACAUGCCUCCUCCACCCAGUGUUUUCCAGGACCCCUUCUUCAUGGUGGAGACCAUGUGUAUAUGCUGGUUCUCCUUUGAACUCCUCAUGCGCUUUGCUUGCUCCCCCAGCAAAACGCACUUCUUCAAGGAUGUCAUGAACAUCAUCGAUUUCAGUGCCAUCCUGCCUUAUUUCGUCACUCUGGGAACAGAACUGGCCAAGGACAAUGAUGCCUCACCUGCCACUUCCUUGGCCAUCAUCAGAGUCAUCAGGCUGGUGAGGGUCUUCAGGAUCUUCAAGCUGUCUCGUCACUCCAAAGGCCUCCAGAUCCUCGGUCAGACACUCAAGGCCAGCAUGCGUGAGCUGGGCCUGCUCAUCUUCUUCCUGUUUAUAGGCGUCAUCCUCUUCUCCAGCGCCGUCUACUUCGCUGAGGCUGACCACAGCAGAACGGACUUUGUCAGCAUUCCUCAUGGCUUUUGGUGGGCAGUUGUCACCAUGACCACAGUGGGCUACGGUGACAUGUACCCAGCCACAGUGUGGGGAAAGCUGGUGGGAUCGAUGUGUGCCAUCGCUGGCGUUCUUACCAUCUCCCUGCCUGUGCCCGUCAUAGUGUCCAACUUCAGCUACUUCUAUCAUCGAGAGAACGAAUGUGAGGAUCGACAUGAGUACACUCACGUCAUGAGCACUCUGUGGGAGGACGAGGAGCCUGAAGGAGAGGAAGCAGAGGAAGGAGAUAAAGAUGCAGAGGGAGAUUACUAUGCCAUUGAGGGCAUCUGCAACCCUCUGAAUGGUACCUUGCUCGGCGGAUUGUGUGCAGGACAAAGCACUGAGUUCAGAGGAGGAAACUUUUAUCUGAGGGAACCACUGGUUACUCAGGUUUAGAGAGGGUGAGUGUGACGUGCACCCUUUGACAAAGACAUAGUCUGGAAAGAUUGAAAGCAGAACGAUGCACAGUAACACGUGUCUAUAUGUCCUGAAGGAAGAAACUAGCAAACCAGCAACUGGCAAACUAUGUAACAUAAUGAAUUUAACACCAAUAUACCUCCUAGCAACCUUAUACUGCAUUUCCUUGCUCAUUCAUAGUUAUUUAUUGCAGCUCCAGUUAGCCAAAUGCCACCGAAAGCAACUUUUUGUAUGAUACAGCUGUAACAAAGGAAAAGUUUCACAUUCUCAGGGUCAAGAUAUAAAUUUAAUAUGAGGUAUUAUUUAUUAACGCUGUCAGCUAGUGUUUGAGAUGAAAAUUACUUUCUGAAUGUCUGCGCUUUGAAACUAUGAUGUCUUAGUAAUGUCACUCUGUGCCUUGAAGUGUGAAGUGGGAGUGGAUAGAUUAUUGGGUCACGUCCCAUCAGAACUCAAUCACCAGUCGAAUCGUGGCUACAGAUAGGCCGAGAUCUCACGUAAACCGGCUCCACGUUCUCAGCAUUCUUCUGCAAGCAAUGUACGCAGUUCACAUCUGUGCAGUUUGGGAUUAUGCUACCUGAAGCAACUGACCUUACCGUUAUCAGGUCACUUCCAAGCCUGCACCAUCUCUCGUAGACAAACCGUUUGCAGUAUUUGUGCUGAAGAGGAAUGCCUUGAUUGCUAUUGUACAAGUUCUAUAUUUAUCUGCUUAAUUAUGCACUCAGUGUUUUUAAUAAAGAUUCUAUUUUAUUAA